Molecule: messenger RNA, 570 nt
Organism: Paramecium octaurelia
Lineage: Eukaryota; Ciliophora; Oligohymenophorea; Peniculida; Parameciidae
Source: the annotation of a GenBank genome assembly
AAUGAGUUGAGUAAAGGUUAAUAAUUCAUCAUAUCUUUUAGGAAUUUCGAUAUUUCAUAAAGCAGGUAUUAUGCAUAGAAAUAUCUCACCACAAUCAAUUUAUAUUGAUAAUGAAAACUUAGUUUAUGCACACUUUUACAUCGGAGAUUAAGGGAAGGCUAAAGAGGAAAGUUUGACUAAUUUAGGUACUCAAUAAAGUAGCUCAUACCAAUUUCAUGCUCCAGAGGGAAUGUAAGACAUCACGAUGAAAUCUGAUAUAUAUUAAUUUGGAUUAGUCGCUUUAUUAUUAUUAAAUAAAGGAACCCCUUUAUUUUCUUUUUGCUUUUUAGAUGCAGAGGAAAUUGAAAAGAAAUUUAAUCCUGAUUACAUUAACAAUAUAUUGAUUAAAAAUAAACUUGAAUAUGACAAGAAACUUAUAGAAAUUAUUGUAUAAUGUUUGAAAUAAAAUCCGAAAGAUAGACCUGAGACUGUCGAAAUUGAGAAGAAGGUAUCCUCAAUAUAUAGAAAUUAAAGGAUCAGAAUUGUGUAUAUAUUAUUAAUAUUUCAGCGAGAUGAACGUCUAGAAAUGAC